Messenger RNA from Cuculus canorus (common cuckoo), 9978 nucleotides. RefSeq names its product laminin subunit alpha 2 (gene LAMA2). Gene Ontology annotation, biological process: regulation of embryonic development; regulation of cell migration; axon guidance. NCBI's taxonomy places the organism in Eukaryota, Metazoa, Chordata, Aves, Cuculiformes, Cuculidae. The transcript is spliced from 64 exons. Gene Ontology annotation, cellular component: basement membrane. The record is from RefSeq and is a predicted model, not a curated record. The coding region runs from base 16 to 9780 and encodes 3254 amino acids. Gene Ontology annotation, molecular function: signaling receptor binding; extracellular matrix structural constituent.
CGGUGCGAAGCGCCCAUGUUCCCCGUUCCCCCGACCGCGCACGGGACCCCCGGGCUGCAGCGGCCCUCGGCGCGCGGGGCGGGGCGGGGCGGGGGUGUGUCCUGCUCCCCGCCCGGGGCAGCGGGGUCCGCUCUCCUCUGCCGGGCGGCAGCGGCUCCACUCGUCGCUUGGCCGGCCCGGGGCGGGAGGCUCGCUGUUCCCAUGGCACGGGACAGCCUGCCGCUGCUCCUGCUCCUGGCGGCGCUCGGCAGCCGAGCUCAGCAGCAGCCGCCGCCGCAGCAAAGAGGUUUGUUUCCUGCGGUGCUGAACCUGGCUACCAAUGCUGUCAUCACAACCAAUGCUACCUGUGGAGAAAAGGGUCGGGAAAUGUACUGCAAACUUGUUGAACAUGUACCUGGACAGCCUGCAAGGAACCCUCAGUGCCGUAUUUGUGACCAAAGGAGCAGGGUUCCACAUCAACGACAUCCAAUAACAAAUGCAAUUGAUGGCAAGAACACUUGGUGGCAAAGUCCUAGUAUCCAGAAUGGAAUUGAAUAUCAUUAUGUGACCAUUACGUUGGAUCUCCAACAGAUCUUCCAGAUUGCAUAUGUUAUUGUGAAAGCAGCUAACUCACCUCGACCUGGGAACUGGAUAUUAGAGCGUUCAUUGGAUGGUAUAGACUAUCAGCCAUGGCAGUAUUAUGCUAUAACGGACAGCGAGUGCCUGACACGCUACAACAUUCAUCCCCGUCCUGGAACUCCAUCUUAUAUAAAAGAUGAUGAAGUCAUAUGCACUUCUUAUUAUUCCAAAAUCCAUCCUCUUGAGAAUGGAGAGAUUCACACUUCUCUAAUUAAUGGACGGCCUAGUGCUGAUGAUCCUUCACGCGUGUUACUGGAAUUCACCUCUGCUCGCUUUAUUCGCUUGAGAUUUCAAAGGAUACGGACAUUAAAUGCUGAUUUGAUGAUGUUCGCACACAAAGAUCCAAAGGAAAUUGAUCCCAUUGUUACAAGGAGGUAUUACUAUUCUAUAAAAGAUAUCUCUGUUGGAGGCAUGUGUAUAUGUUCUGGCCAUGCAAAGGCUUGUCCUCUGGAUCCAGUGACCAAUAAAUCCGUCUGUCAGUGUGAGCACAACACAUGCGGAGAGACAUGUGAUCGGUGUUGUCCUGGUUUCAAUCAACAGCCUUGGCAUGCUGGCACUUUCCUGGUUAAGCAUGAAUGUGAACCAUGCAACUGUCAUGGGAAGACUGAAGAAUGUUACUAUGAUCAGGGUGUUGCAGACAGAAAUCAGAGUUUGAAUGUCCAUGGAGAAUACAUUGGAGGUGGAGUGUGUGUGAAUUGUACAAACCACACUGGUGGCAUAAACUGUGAGACCUGUAUCGACGGUUACUUCAGACCUAAAGGGGUAUUGCCAGAUAGCCCAGAUCCAUGCCAGCCAUGUUCCUGUGAUCCAAAUGGGUCUUUAAAUGAUACCUGUGUCAAAGAUGAGAAACAUGCAGAAGAAGGUAUGCUGCCUGGUUUCUGUCACUGCAAGACUGGCUACACAGGAGAAAGCUGCAAUAGAUGUGCAUUGGGUUAUACAGGAUAUCCUGAGUGCCUGCCCUGUGACUGCUUACUGAAAGGCAGUGUGAAUGUUGACCCUUGCAUUGGUCCCUGCAUCUGCAAGGAACAUGUUGAAGGAGAAAACUGUGACCGUUGCAAACCAGGUUUCUUCAAUCUGCAGCAAGAUAAUCCCAAGGGCUGUGAGGAGUGUUUCUGCUCGGGAAAAACAGAUGUUUGCACGCACUCUCGCCUUACCUACAGGAGUGUAGAAGACAUGAAUGGCUGGUAUCUGACUGACUUACCAGGUAUCAUCAGAGUUACCCCUAAGCACAAGAGAUUUGAUGGCCAUCAGCAGUUUAGCAUCAGCAAUGUGGCUGCGCGAAAAGUACUGCCGCAGAUUUAUUAUUGGAGUGCACCCAGUUCUUAUUUGGGCAACAAAGUAGCAGCUGCUGGAGGACAUCUGAAAUUUACAGUCUCCUAUGACUUCACAGAGGAAGAGAAGGCAGUUCAAUUGAUGGUUCAAUCUGAUGUCAUCAUUGAGGGAGGUGACUUGAGAAUCAGCACUACCAAAGAGGGGAUUCACCUGCAGCCUUUUGAAGAGCACACUGAAGAAAUUGUGCUGAAACCAGAAUCUUUCUCUUUGCAUGAUACUGACGUUCCAAUCAGUAGGAGGGAGUUCAUGACUGUUCUUGCAAACGUGAAGAGGAUCCUCCUAAGAGCUACAUACAGCUAUGAGAUGAAUGCCAUCUACAGGCUAAGAAGCGUUAGCAUUGAAGCUGCUGACCAUGCUUCAACUGGGAGAAAGGUGGCAUCUGCAGUGGAGUUAUGUGACUGUCCCCCAGGGUAUGAUGGUACCUCGUGUGAGUCUUGCUGGCCUCGACACAGGCGUGUGAAUGGCACAAUUUUUGGUGGAAUCUGUGCACCAUGCACAUGCUUUGGUCAUGCAGACUUUUGUGAUGAUAUCACAGGAGAAUGCCUGGACUGCAAACACAACACAGGUGGUUCAUAUUGUGAUAGAUGUCUUCCUGGCUUCUAUGGUGAUCCUACUAAAGGAACAGCAGAAGACUGUCAGCUGUGUGCUUGCCCCCUAAACAUACCUUCUAACAAUUUUAGCCCGAUAUGCCAUUUUGACCGAAGCCGUGGAUUAAUAUGUGAUGAAUGCCCAGCUGGGUACAUGGGACCACGCUGUGAAAGGUGUGCAGAAGGCUAUUUUGGACAGCCUCUAAUACCAGGGGGAUCGUGCCAGCCUUGCCAGUGUAAUGACAACCUUGACUUCUCCAUUCCUGGCAGCUGUGACAGCUUGUCUGGUGCUUGCCUGAAGUGUAAGCCAGGUACAACAGGCCAAUAUUGUGAGAGGUGCGCUGAUGGAUAUUUCGGUGAUGCUCUUGAUGCAAGGAACUGUCAACCCUGCCACUGUCACAUUAAUGGCUCAUUCUCAGAGAUCUGUGACUCUCGGACAGGCCAAUGCCAGUGUAAAGCCAAUGUGAUUGGGCGCCGAUGUGAUGCCUGCCAGCCUGGAACCUUUGGGUUACAGUCUUCAAGAGGUUGUGUUCCCUGCAACUGCAACUCUUUUGGUUCCAAAUCCUUCGACUGUGAUGGAGACGGACAGUGUUACUGCCAGCCUGGAGUGACAGGAAAGAAGUGUGACCGUUGUGCUCAUGGAUUUUACAACUUUGAAGAAGGAGGCUGUACUCCCUGUGAAUGUUCACGUUUCGGUAAUAACUGCGAUCCCGUCAGUGGCCGCUGUAUCUGCCCUCCCAAUACUGUUGGAGAGAUGUGUGACAAAUGUGCACCACAUUACUGGGGCCACAAUAUUGUCAGUGGCUGCAAGCCCUGUGACUGCAGCCUCGUUGGAGCCCUGAGUUCUCAGUGUGACUUAAAUACAGGCUGUUGCUUCUGUCGCCCUGAAUUCUCUGGGGAAAAAUGCACUGAGUGCAGGUCAGGCUACUGGAAUUAUCCACAAUGUGUUGCUUGUCAGUGCUUCCUGGCUGGGACUGAUCCACAGAGCUGUGAUACAGAGAUGGGGAAGUGCUCAUGCGUUGAUCAUACUGGCCAAUGCAGCUGCAAGGUUAAUGUGGAAGGUGUCCACUGUGACAGGUGCAAGUCUGGUACAUUUGGUCUCUCUGCCAGAAACCCACUUGGCUGCAGCAGUUGCUAUUGCUUUGGCCUGACUACGCAGUGCAGUGAGGCAAGGGGGCUGAUUCGCAUGUGGGUGACCUUGAAGCCAGAACAAAUGAUUCUACCGCUGGUGGAUGAAAAUCUUCAGCGCAGCACUAUUUCAGGGAUUACAUUCCAGCCUCCUGAAAUAGUAGCAAAUAUAGAACAGGUGAUGCAGGAUCUUCGGUCAGAACCUGUUUACUGGAGACUUCCAGAGCAAUUUGAAGGACAAAAGCUGACCACUUACGGAGGGAAACUGAAAUAUGCAAUCUACUUUGAAGCACGAGAAGAGACAGGUUUUACUACGUAUUACCCGCAAGUCAUCAUAAGAGGUGGGCCUCCCACUCAUGCAAGGAUUAUUGUUCGGCACAUGGCUGCCCCUCUGAUUGGGCAGCUGACAAGGCAUGAGAUAGAGAUGACAGAGCAUGAGUGGGAAUACUAUGCUGAUGACCAAAGAGCUAGGAACACUAUGCCCUGGGAAUAUUAUCAUGAUAACACAGGUGUCAACAGGACGGUGUCCCAGGCAGAUUUGACAUGGAAGCAUUAUGGAGAUGACUCAAGACCAAGCAGAGCUGUAUCCCGGGAAGACUUCCUGAAUGUGUUGCAUGAUGUUCAUUACAUUCUUAUUAAGGCUACUCAUGGCAACAUUAUGAGGCAGAGCAGGAUUUCUGAAAUCUCAAUGGAAGUUGCUGAAGUUGGCACUGUAUCUGGGGUGACUCCUCAGGCAUACUUGAUUGAGAAAUGUGACUGCCCAUUGGGUUAUUCUGGUUUGUCUUGUGAGUCAUGCUCUCCAGGAUUUUAUAGGCUUCCUUCUUCACCUGCUGGAAGGACACCUGCUCAGUCCUUAGGUGCCUGUGUUGCAUGUCAGUGUCAUGGACACAGUACUAUGUGUGACCCUGAAACAUCAAUUUGUCAGAAUUGUCAGCACAAUACUGCUGGUCACCACUGUGAGAGAUGUGCACUAGGAUUUUAUGGCAUUGUCCAGGGCUCUCCAGAUGACUGUCAGCCUUGUGCUUGUCCCCUAUCCAUUUCUAGUAACAAUUUUAGCCCUUCUUGUGUUGCGGAAGGAUCUAGUGAUUACCGGUGUACUGCAUGCCCACCUGGAUAUGAAGGCCAGUAUUGCGAAAGAUGUUCUCCAGGCUACACAGGAAAUCCACAAACUCCAGGAGGCUCCUGCCAGGAAUGUGAGUGUGAUCACUAUGGUUCCCUGCCUGUUCCCUGUGACCCUGUCACUGGACAGUGCACUUGCAAGCCUGGAUUCACAGGGUGGAAGUGUGUUGGCUGUGAGCAUCGGCAUGCACGUGAUGGCAUGAAAUGCAUUUCUUGUGAUGAUGAAUGCACAGGACUGCUUCUCAGUGACCUGGAUCAGCUAAACCAGAUGAUUCUCAGUGUUAACCUUAGUGGUCCACUUCCUGCUCCAUAUAAAAUGUUGCAUGGUUUUGAGAACAUGACACAAGAAUUAAAGCAUUUACUUUCACCUCAGCGAGCACCAGAGAGACUUCUUCAGCUAGCACAAGACAAUCUGGAUACCCUGGUGACGGAAAUGGAUGAACUACUGACAAGAGCUACCAAGGUGACAGCAGAUGGUGAGCAAACCGGGCAGGAUGCUGAGAGGACUAAUGACAGAGCGAAAUCUCUUGGACAGUUUGUCAAAGGCAUUCUCCAAGCUGCUGAAGCUGCAAAUGAAGAUGCUAUAAAAUUGAACCAGACACUCGGAACCAAAGAUGAGACCUUGGAGAAGAGUCUUCCAGAACUGCAGAGUGAGGCUGAAAGAAUGAUCAUGGAGUUGAGAAGUCGAGAACUGAAUAUGCAAGAAAGAAUAGCUCAAGAUGAGUUAAAGAAUGCAGAAGGUGUUUUGGACAAGGUGAAGAAAUUAUUUGGUGAGCCUAGUGAGAAAAAUGAGGAUCUCAAAAAUGAGGUCCGGGACAAGCUAGCAGACUACCACACCAAAGUUGAUGAUGCUCGAGAUCUGCUAAGAGAAGCUACGAAUAAAAUUAGGGAGGCUGAUCGUUUAUCUGCAGUCAACCAAAAAAAUAUGACCAUGGUAGAGAAAAAGAAGCAAGCUGUAGAAGACAGCAGACAAGACGUUGAAAAAAGCCUGCAGGAAGGGAAUGAUGUCCUCGUUGAAGCCAACAAACUUGCAAACAAUAUCAGUUUAGCUGUAGAGUAUGUAGAAGGCAUUGCAGAUAAAAUACAGUCGAUGUCUGAUCAGCUGAAGGAUAAAAUAGAUGAUUUAUCACAAGAAAUUCAUGACAGGAUGCUUCCGGAAAAGGUGUUGCAAGCUGAAAAACAUGCAGCCCAGCUGAAUGAAUCGUCUGCAAUACUGGAUGGAAUCCUUGCUGAAGCCAAAAACCUCUCUUUCAAUGCCACACUUGCUUUCAAUGCUUAUACUAACAUCAAGGAUUACACAGAUGAAGCUGAGAAAGUUGCCAAGGAAGCCAAGGCUCUUGCAAAUGAAGCUAUGCAAGCGACAUCUGGUCCUCAAGGUUCAUUGAAGGAUGGUGCUAAGAACUCUCUUCAGAAAAGCUUCAGGGUCCUGAAUGAAGCCAAGAUGUUUGAAAAUGAUGUUAAAGAAAAGAAGGAUGACCUGGACAGCAUGCGGAACAGGCUGAAAAAUGCUGAUGAGAAGAAUUCCAUUCUCCUGAGAGCUUUGAAUGAAACCUUAGGAAAGCUGUCCACCAUUCCUAACGAUACAGCUGUAAAGGUACAGGCAGCCAAAGACAAAGCAAGACAAGCCAACGAUACAGCAAAUGAUGUCCUGGCCCAGAUUAAAGACCUCAACCAGAAUCUCCUUGGCUUGAGAAACAACUACAGUAAACUUGCAGAUGAUGUGGCAAAAACAAAUGCUCUUGUGAAAGAUCCUAUCAAGAAUAUUGCUGAUGCAGAUUCCAGUAUUAAAACCCUAGAAAAGGAAGCAGAUCGCUUACUAGAUAAAAUCAAGCCAAUCAAAGAACUUCAGGAUAACUUAGGGAAAAAUAUUUCUCAGAUAAAAGAGCUGAUAAACCAAGCUCGAAAGCAAGCCAAUUCGAUCAAAGUGUCCGUGUCCUCUGGAGGCAACUGUAUUCGCACAUACAGACCAGAAAUAAAGAAAGGAACAUACAAUACUGUCAUUGUCAAUGUGAAGACUGUAGUUGCUGACAAUCUGCUUUUUUACCUUGGAAGUGCCAAAUUUACUGACUUCUUGGCCAUAGAGAUGCGCAAAGGCAAGGUGAGCUUCCUGUGGGAUGUGGGAUCUGGUGUUGGACGAGUGGAGUAUCCAGAUCUGACCAUUGACGAUGGGUUUUGGUACCGGAUUGAAGCCUCUAGGACUGGGAAAAAUGGGUCAAUAUCAGUGCGAGCUCUGGAUGGUCCUAAAGCCAGCAUCGUGCCAGCCACAUUCAGUGCUGUCUCUCCACCUGGGUAUACCAUUCUGGAUGUAGAUGCUAAUGCCGUGCUGUUUGUUGGUGGUUUAACUGAAAAAAUAAAGAAGUCAGAUGCUGUGAGAGUCACCACCUUCACUGGCUGCAUGGGUGAAACCUUUCUAGACAGCAAGCCCAUAGGACUGUGGAAUUUCAGGGAUAUUGAAGGUGACUGUAAAGGAUGUGCUGUCAGCCCACAGGUGGCAGACAGUGAAGGGACAGUCCAGUUUGAUGGCGACAGCUAUGCCAUGGUGAGCCGCCCAGUCCGCUGGAACCCCAAUAUUUCCACAGUCAUGUUCAAAUUCAGGACCUUUUCAUCGAAUGCCCUCUUGAUGUAUCUUGCUACUGAUGACUUGAAGGAUUUCAUGAGUGUAGAACUCAGUGGUGGGCGCAUAAAAGUGAGCUACGAUCUAGGUUCAGGUACAGCUUCUGUUACCAGCAACCAAAAUCAUAAUGAUGGCAAAUGGAAAUCUUUCACCCUGUCAAGAAUUCAAAAGCAAGCUAACAUAUCGAUUGUAGACAUAGACACCAAUGAAGAAGAGACCAUAGCAACAACUUCUUCAGGCAGCCACUUUGGACUCAACUUAAAAGGGCAUGAGAAAAUAUAUUUUGGGGGAUUGCCAACUCUGCGAAAUCUGAGGCCUGAAGUGAACUUAAAGAAAUAUACAGGUUGCCUCAAAGACAUUGAAAUUUCAAGGACACCGUAUAAUAUAUUGAGUAGUCCUGAUUUUGUUGGUCUAACCAAAGGAUGCACACUAGAGAGCAUUUAUACAGUUAGCUUCCCCAAGCCAGGUUUUGUGGAACUGCCGCCUGUCUCCUUUGACAUAGGCACAGAAAUCAACCUCUCCUUCAGCACCAAGAAUGAGUCUGGAAUCAUCUUGUUUGGCACAAGUGGCACAGUUGUCCCCCCAAGGAGAAAGCGCAGGUACACUGGGAGGAAAGCUGCCCCACUGAGGAGAAAGCGCAGACAAACGGGGCAGGCCUACUAUGCAGUGUUCUUGAACAGAGGUCGACUAGAAGUGCACCUCUCCACUGGGAUACGGGAUCCCCACAGAAUCACCAUCAAACCAGAGUCUGGCGAGUUUCACGAUGGCAGAGCACACUCCAUCCGGAUAGAAAGAGCUAAAGGGAUGUUCACUGUACAAGUAGAUGAAGACAAAGGCCAGACUCAGAGAUUGCCAACAGACCACCCCAUCUCUGUUAGGAAACUCUUUGUAGGGGGUACUUCUUCUCAGUUUCAGACUGCACCUCUCAGGAAUAUACCACCAUUUGAGGGCUGUAUAUGGAAUCUUGUCAUUAAUGCCACCCCCAUGGACUUUGCUCAACCAGUGUCCUUUGAAAAUGCGGAUAUCGGACGAUGUCCCUCUCUGGAACCAGAGGUUAGGCCACCUGAGGAUGAAGAUAAACCAGUCCGCACAGCCGUCCUGGUACAACCUGAACCAGACACUAAUGGGGAGGAAGAAAGACCAAGGACGACUCCUGCUUCCCUUCCUCCUCCAACACCAUCUCUCUCUUUAGCACUUGAUUCACUUGCUACUGAAAUGAAGAGCGCCAGCAUUGCUUCUGCAUUUGACUCCAUGACGGACUCCUGUGCUGCUGACACAGAACCAGCCGUUUUGGAAGGUGGCAAGCAAUUUGGUCUUUCAAGGAACAGCCAUAUUGCAGUUGCAUUUGAUGACACCAAGGUGAAAAACAGACUUACAAUUGAAUUUGAAGUCCGAACAACAGCUGAUUCUGGCUUGCUGUUCUAUAUGGCCCGCAUCAACCAUGCCGAUUUUGCUACAGUUCAGAUAAAGAAUGGGCUGCCUUACUUCAGCUAUGAUCUCGGGAGUGGAGACACCAACACAAUGAUUUCCAACAAAAUAAGUGAUGGCCAGUGGCACAAGAUAAAAGUAAUUCGAAUGAAGCAAGAAGGAAGCCUCAUUGUAGAUGAUGUUUCAAAUAGGACUGUUAGUCCCAAGAAAGCUGAUAUAUUGGAUGUUGUCGGAAUGCUGUAUGUUGGUGGAUUGCCCAUUAACUACACAACUAGAAGAAUUGGUCCGGUCACCUAUAGCAUCAAUGGCUGCAUCAGAAAUUUUAAAAUGACAGAAUCACCCGUUGACUUGGAUAAUCCAACUUCCAGCUUCAAUGUUGGCAAAUGCUUUGUCACUGCACAGGAAGGAACAUACUUUGAUGGAACAGGCUUUGCCAAAACAGUUGGUGCAUACAAAGUUGGAACAGACCUGCUCGUGGAGUUUGAAUUCCGCACAACACAAAUGAACGGUGUUCUGCUGGGAGUCAGCAGCCAGAAAAUGGAUGGGCUUGGCAUCGAAUUAGUAGAUGGAAAAGUGAUGUUUCACGUUGACAACGGAGCAGGCCGAUUCUCUGCUAUCUAUGAGCCCGACGCACCAGGCAGCUUGUGUGAUGGACAGUGGCACAAGGUUCUAGCCAAAAAGAUCAAACACCGUUUAGAGUUGAUUGUGGAUGACAGACAGGUGGAUGGUAGCAGCCCAAACAGGGCCUCAACCUCAGCAGACACUAACGACCCUGUCUUUGUUGGAGGAUAUCCUGAUGGUGUGACCCAGUUUGGGCUGACGACUAAUAUCCGUUUUAAAGGAUGCAUUCGAUCUCUGAAGCUCACCAAGGGUACUGCUAAACCUCAAGAGAUUAACUUCAGCAAAGGUCUGGAGCUGAAAGGUGUUCAGCCAUUGUCAUGCCCUGCAAACUAAGUGUCAUUCAGCCAGUAUGAGGCUGUUUGUUUAUAUAAGUACCUCUGAUUUAAAACAAAACAAAAAGAAAAAAAUCUAUAUAUACAUUGCAUUCAUAAUAAAAUGUCUUUAUGCAAGUAUUUGAGUAGUGUUUGUGGUAUAUUGAAGUGGCUAUUUCAGGGUAGCUCCCAAGAAUGCAAGGUCUAAUCCUUUCCCCUC